Molecule: messenger RNA, 347 nt
Organism: Cotesia congregata
Lineage: Eukaryota; Metazoa; Arthropoda; Insecta; Hymenoptera; Braconidae
Source: the annotation of a GenBank genome assembly
UGUUGUGGUAUUUAAGUCCGGACGUAGCAGCUUUAUCAUUUAUCGAUGAAAAUAUUUCUUCUGACGUCAGACGAAAAAUGGAUCAGUUUGACUUUUCUAAAUGUUUUAUUUUCAAUUCAGGAGAGUUUGAUUGGUUUCUUGACAAAAACGUUGAUUAUUUUAUUAAUUAUAAUUCCGCCAAAUUUUUCGAAAGAUUCAAUAUCGAUACAGAUUUUCUACUAUUAGAUGAUAGUACAUGGUCACAACACCCAGAUUAUUUAAAAGGUUUGGAAAUUGUUAAGCAUCUGAAAGUGGUAACCGAUUCUGCAGAACAAGCUGUUAAACUAACUGAAAAAUAUAUUAAUACU